ACGCACAUUGUUUUCACUGUUAAACCGGAAACAGGAAGUAGUCGAACGCUACUCAGCGUCGUUGUUAAAGUUUAUGUUAUAACAUGAGCUUUAAAGAUGAAUUUGUUUGCGUUUUUAGAUCGAAUUAAGGCCGACGUGGAAAAUAAUGAGUUUAAGCAGAAAGAUGGACUGUCUGUAAUUAUUUAGACGUCAACAGCAGUAGCUAUUUAGUCUUUUCGCAAGACAACCACUAAAAUCUGAGUCGCAAUGGGACGAGGAAAGGGUCGGGGCAAAGUUGGACCUCCGAUGGGUCCUCCAGGGGAAGAAGUUCCACCCUUUCACAUAGGCCCAUAUGGUUGGGGGCCUCCCCCACCUGGAGGCUGGGGCCAUAUCCCUCCUAAUGACUGGCCUCCACCACCUGACUGGGGACCACCUCCUGCGGGAGAAUGGAGACCUCCACUGCCAGGUAGAUGGGGUCCGACACCAGAUGAUUGGGAUCCACGAGGGCCUCCCCCUCCUGGCUGGGGACCCAGAGGGCCUCCACCACCGGACUGGGGGCAUCAUCCUGAUGACUGGCUGCCUCCUCCUGAUGAUUGGCAUCACUAUCCAGAUGAAUGGAGAAUUCGACACGAGGAUGAAUGGAGGCGCCGAUAUGAGGAUGAAUGGAGGAGGCGAUAUGAGGAGGAUUGGGGACCUAACGUGCCCCCUCCACCACAUGGCUGGGGGCCUCCAGGAUGGGGCCCUGAGCCCGGUCCGCCUAUUCCACCCCCAGUUGUCCCUCCUCCUGUAAUCCCCCCCCCUCCUGUAGGGAUACCUCCUCCAGAUCCUGUGGCCUUACCACCACCAGUCUUCCCUCCAGUAUACCCUCCAUUUGGGUUUCAAGCGGCUCCUCCAAAUUGGACUGGAGAGACACUCUGCCAAGAACAAAUGCCCAACCCGCCUCCAGACCAGCCUGAGUGGAUCAAGGCAUUGAUUUCCGCUCCAAUAACAAAUUCCACUUCAGAUGAAACUUCCAAUGAGAAGACAGAUGCAGCCAAAGCUCCUGUUGCAGAACCUGAAGCCACACCAAAACCUAAACCUGAAUCCAGCAGUGUUGCUAAAGCACUAGGCCUACUAGGAAAACGCAAGUUGGAGAAGCCUCCACCGGGCAGGUCCACUGGGACCAUCUCUUUUAUUGGGCCAAAAUUUGGCUACAUAGAGGGAGAAGACAUGGAAAAAUUUACUUUCAGCUUUGACGCCUUCUUUGGGAACCCCAAAGCCAUGAUACCUGGGGUCAAAGUUCACUUUACCAGCUGCACUGACAAGCAGGACACCCAGAUUGCAACAGAUGUUAAAGUGGCUCCCGGUGGGACAGAGAAUGUGGACGAAGAGAUUUAUGAGGCUGUUGUCAGUCAGCCAAUCACAGAUGCAGGGCCUGGCAAACGUCAGUACCCAGGUCAGGUCCACGUGAACCUGCGGCCCUUGCGGACCAACCUGACCUUUGAGAAGAAGGACAGCUCAGUGACACUGCUGAAAGAUGACCAGGUUCUGAUCAAUGUUCUCACCGACAUUGUGACAGAGAAGAAACGAGCUACUAACAUCAAACUCAAAAUCCCUGCAACCUUCGACCACACACAGGAGACACGUGAGAAGGGUUUAAUUAUCAGCCUGCAGGGAGAAAAGGGCGUAAUCAAGUCAGAAAACCACGGCGAACUUCCCUUCGAGAUCCAGGAAAAUUUGAGCGAUGUGGAUUUCACAGCAGAGGAUGUAAACGAGGAGGUGGAGUUUACGGUCUUGGACCUAUCAAAUGUUAAAGUGGCCAUCAGGAUCAAGAGAGUGAAGGAGCCACUGCUCCUAAUGCUGGAGCCCACUCCCACCAAAGUAGAGACGGAGAAAUCCAAUAAAGACAGCAACUUGCUAAACAACACAGGGAAAAAUGCAAAGAGCAAAAUGGAAGUUCCAUCCAACAUGGUGUUGGAUGAGGAGCUGUACGAGGGCAUUGUCAGCCAGCCAAUCAUUGAGCCCACAUCAACAACACAGGGAUACCGAGGGCAGAUCAACGCCAACAUAGGGCCGCUCAGAACCAACGUGACGUUUCACCACCAAGACAGCAGUGUGACACUCCUGAGGAACGACCAUGUUCUGAUUAACCUGCUGAUUGACACCACGACACAGAGGAGGAGAGCAGCAAACAUCAAACCCAAAGUUCCGUUCACAUUCUCCUACACGCAGGAGAAAAGAGAGACGGGCACCAUCACCUCCCUUGGUCCACUAGAGGGCCUAAUCGUGUCAGAAGCCCAUGGUAAAAUCCCCUUCAAAGUCACCGACAACUUCAGUGACACAGAAUUCGAUGUGAAUGACAUCAACCAGCAGGUGGAGUUUACUACAGCAAUAGUACAAUCAAAAAGGCAAGCGAUCAGGUUGAGAAGAAUGAAAUGUGUGGAGGACAAAAUCCUCACAGAGCAAAAGAAACGGCUGGAGGAGGAGAAAAAGAAGAAAUUGCAGCUGGAGGAGAAAAAGAAAAGGAUGGAGGAGGAGUCAGAUGAGACGAAGAAGAAGGAGGGUGUAGUAGCAGCACUGGCUGCUGCCAAAGACAAGUGGACACCACUGGGCUUCACAGUGACUGACCCUUGCACACUGGAAGAAGUCAGUAAGGAGCGAUUUGUGGGCACCAUCCUGAAGGCAAUUCCCAAAAAUCCUUGCAUGGCGGUCAAGAAAGAGGAGCCAGACAAGGGAGGGGGUGGAGCUUCUGAUGAUGGACAGAUUCUUCUCGACAAGGUGAAAAUGGAGAAAACGGAUAACAAGGAGGAGGAAGAAAAACCUGAAGCUGUGGAGAAAAAGGAGGUUAAGAAUGUCGAGGAAGUGAAGUAUAGUGAGGAACAGAAGGACUUAAAGAACAGUGAGGAGAAGCCUGUCGCAGUUGGAGGCAGAGGCAAAACAGACACUGAGAUUGGUCGACUGGUGAUGACCGUUGACGGUCAACAGAAGCAGCUUUUCUUUGGCCGUAAAGAUCUGCUAACCACCGCCACCAUGCUGGAUGGAGACAAGGUGCGUUUCAACAUUGCCACCAAUCCCGAGACCAAAGAGGAACGCGCAACCUACGUGGAAAUUCUCACGGACUCUUUUGAAGAGUCCACAGAACAGCGGAGACAUGGCAUUGUGAUUGAGUUCUCAGUUGUCUCAGGGCUCAUCAAGUGCACUCAGAACCCACAGCUGUUCUUCUACAUGUCAGAAGUGAUCGAGAAGAAGCCGCUCGAGUUAAAUGAAAAGGUGGAGUUCAGUGUUGUCCCGCAUGAGAUGGCAGAGGGCGGAGCCCAGGCCAUCAGAAUCAAACGUUUCACUGAAAAGGUUUUUCUUCCUGCCCGGAAACUUGGCAAAGCAGGGGUAAACAAAGGAAAGAUGACCAUAAAACUGACCAAACCUUCAGAUGACACUGGGAGGGAGAGUGAUAAGCUAAAAGCGGUAGUUAAAAGUCUUAGAGCCCAGGAAAGCAAACGGGACCACAGGUCUCCCCAACACAAAAGGAGUCAGAGCAGAAGCAGGAGCAGGAGCAGGAGUAGGAGCAGGAGCAGGAGCAGGAGUCGGAGUCCAAAACAAGACCAAUUUGGCCGAGUCAGAAGGAAACGCAGCCCCAGCCUCAACCGUGACCACAGGAGCAACAGGUACAGACGCAGUAGAGAGAGGCAGCACCGGCGUAGCAGAAGUCGAUCCAAAAGUCGAAGUAGGAGCUCCAGCAGAAGUCGCAGCAGGAGUCGAAGUAGGGACAGGUCGAAAAGGAGGACCAAAGAUUAUGUGGAGAGACAUAAAAGGAAGAGAGAGCCAAGUCCUUCUCACAGACGUGGAGUCUUUGAUGACGAACUGACGAGGAAGAAGCGUGAGUUGGAAGAGCUGAACGAGAUGAUCGCCUACAAAAAGUCUCUAGUGGAUGUAAAUCCCAGAGGACUGGAACCUGGGCAGAGGACCUGCAUUGAUUAUGACCAUGGCAGGAUUAACAUGCCUGUCCGAUCCAUCCUGAAGAAAAGACCUGAGGGACCUGAGUACCAACAUCCGACACCCUACAGUAAUCUUUACUAUGAUGCACCGUAUAGUCAGUACAAAGAUUGGCAGUUCAGCGACCGAUAUGGUGAUCCAUACACCCGCCUUCGUUACGACCGUCCUUAUGGUGAGCGACCAUAUGAUGAUCGUCCUCUUGAAGGUGCAUCGUAUGGUAAACCUCCUUAUGGUGGAGCCUCUCAGCCUGGUAGCAGUCGCUACACUGAUCGCUACGAUGUUUACGAUGACCCUUACGAAGACCGACCAUAUCAGGAUGUUGCUUAUCCUGCAAGAAUGUCGCAUUCUCCAGAUCCCCGUCAUCCAUCCCCUACAGCAGAGUCUGCUGCCACAACUAAACCUCAUUCUUCUGCUACUUCAUUUCCCCAAACCUAUGAACCUCCUUCUCUCUCUAAAUCUCCUCCUCGAAGCCCCUCUCCGGAACGAAAGCCGCAUCGUCUAUCCGCUCUAGAUGAAAAACCCCCUUUGGACCGUUUUCUGGAUAUGUUGAAUAAAAAAGACAAUCUUACAAAAAAAUUAGAACCGCCUGCUGUUACUGAUGACCUGUUGCCUCAUGAACGGGCGUUACAAGAAGGUGGAGGGUUUUCUUGCAUUCUGGGAUUGGCUCAAGAGCAACCAACUAGAGCUCAAGAAGAGGAAGAGAAAAAAAUCAGCCCCAAAGGUUCCUCUGUGGAAACAACAAGUGAUGAUCCUAAUAGCAACAAAGAACCCUAUGACAAGAUCCAGAGUUUGCUACGAUCAAUUGGCCUAAAGUUGAGCUCAGUAGACAUGUCUAAACUGGCGAGCCAGGCACAAGAAAAAAUAUACAGCCAGAAGUCCUCAUCCACAGAAAGAGAAACAUCUAUAAAAAGGGAACAUAAAAAGAGUAGAGCCGGUUCAUUUGAGUCUGAUAGCAUUCCUAACUCCUCUUCUACCAGGUCCUCUAGUGUAGACUCACUUGUGAAACCAAAAGCAUUCUCGGACUAUGAAGGGUUCCUGAACCAGCAGGAGCUGGAGACACUAAUGAAGGCACAGCAUCUUCAGAGUCUCACCAAAAAAAUGGAGGGUACCUCCCCUUGUGCCACAGUUCCAAAACCACCACCUGCUCAGUACGUUCAUCCACCCUCGUCUUUUAACUGGCCC
This is a messenger RNA of Cynoglossus semilaevis (tongue sole), 5130 nucleotides long. RefSeq lists its product as uncharacterized. The transcript is spliced from 20 exons. The record is from RefSeq and is a predicted model, not a curated record. The annotation marks the transcript as partial. NCBI's taxonomy places the organism in Eukaryota, Metazoa, Chordata, Actinopteri, Pleuronectiformes, Cynoglossidae.